Messenger RNA from Fonticula alba, 1727 nucleotides. RefSeq lists its product as hypothetical. NCBI's taxonomy places the organism in Eukaryota, Rotosphaerida, Fonticulaceae. The record is from RefSeq and is a predicted model, not a curated record. The transcript is spliced from 5 exons. Bases 239 to 1159 code for a protein of 306 amino acids. Gene Ontology annotation, molecular function: proton-transporting ATP synthase activity, rotational mechanism. Gene Ontology annotation, biological process: proton motive force-driven ATP synthesis.
CUCUCCCUCUCUCUCUCUCUCUGUGUCUCUCGCUCUUUCUUUCCUCGUGCCCGGUGCCCAGCUGGGGGGCCGAGCCGGGGAGGGCGAGAGGCGGAGACCCCCCGCGGCGAAUCUGAAAUGCCGCCUCCGGGCCCCGGUGGUCCCCCCGAGGGAGGCCACCAGAGAAAGCAAAUUAGUUGUCCCCUCCCCUGAGACAGUCAGCUAGUUGCCUCCCCUCCCCCCUCCCUCUCUCGUCACCAUGUUCCCCACUUUCGCCAACUCCGCUCGUCGUAUGACCGUCUCCGGUCUGUCCAACGGCGUCACCACCAACUCCGCUGUUGCCACCGUUGUCAAGCGUGAGAUGGCCACCCUCAAGGACCUCAAGCUGCGUAUCAACGCCACCACCAACAUCUCCAAGAUCACCAAGUCCAUGCAGAUGAUUGCCUCCACCAAGCUGAGCCGCGCCCAGCGUGAGAUGGUCACCGCCCGCAAGCACGGUGCUUCUCUGCUCUCCUUCUACAAGAACGCCGAGACCCAGACCGCUCAGGGUGGCGAGGGCAAGACCCUCUACAUCGCUGUCUCCUCUGACAAGGGUCUGUGCGGUGGUUGCCACUCUUACGUCUCUCGCUUCGUCCGCGACCAGCUCAAGGCCGAGGAGAACCCCGCCAACGCCGACGUCGUCGUCCUCGGUGACAAGGCCCGCGCCCAGCUCACCCGCUUCGCCCCCUCCAACAUGACCCUCUCCUUCAACCACCUCGGCUCCAAGCCCCCUACCUUCUACGAGGCUUCGCUCAUCGCCUCCGAGAUCCUCAAGCUCCCGAACGAGUACAAGUCCAUCAAGCUCGUGUACAACCGCUUCCAGUCGGCCAUCGCCUACGAGACCGGCUUCUUCCCGAUCCACACUCCCCAGGAGCUUGCCCAGUCCGCCAAGAUCAACGCCUACGAGGUCGAGGAUGACGCCAUGCAGUCGCUCUACGAGUUCAACCUGACCAACGCCAUCUUCUGCGCCAUGAUCGACGGCUACGCCUCCGAGACCUCCGCCAAGAUGUCUGCCAUGGAUAACGCCACCAAGAACGCCGGCGAGCUCAUCGGCAAGCUGACCAUCGUCUACAACCGCUCUCGCCAGGCCGCCAUUACCACCGAGCUGGUGGACAUCAUUACCGGUGCCUCGGCCCUCUAAAUGGCCUGUCCGACGCCUUGUCGUGUGGAUGUGAGCAUGAGCGUGAGCGUGAGCGUGAGUGUGUCUGUAUGUGUGGUGGGCCGCGCCUCCACGCGCCCGCGCGUGCGCCGGCACACCCGCGCGUCCCUCCCCUCCCCUUCUCACCCGGCGGUGUGUCGUGUUUCGGCGCGCGCGCACGCAUGCGAGGCAAGAACGCGACGGGCGGCCUCUGGGGCGGGGGCGCAAUGCAGCUGCCGCGAUGGUAGCCCCUCCCCCCGCCGCGCCGCACCGCGCCCGGGGCGAUGAGGGUCCAGAUGUGCAUGCACGCAUGGGCCUCUGGCGGUCGGCGCAUGCUCCGCGCCCCCUCUCCAUGUCGCUUGCCUCCUCCCGCGCACACACGCGCGCGCGCCCCAUCACUCAUAUUAUCGACUCGACCUGUCCCCCUCCCCCCCCCCCCUUAAAUGCGCUCAUGUGCGCCCCCUCUGCCUCUGCCUUCCACUUGGCGGAGCCUGCGUCGGCGUGUGUGGCCGCGCGCCUGGAGUUUCUGCUCUCUCCCCUUUCCCCACAUCCUCCCGUCCAUAUUUUACUA